Messenger RNA from Stegodyphus dumicola, 1731 nucleotides. RefSeq lists its product as uncharacterized. Lineage: Eukaryota; Metazoa; Arthropoda; Arachnida; Araneae; Eresidae. The record is from RefSeq and is a predicted model, not a curated record.
AUGUCGAAGAAUAGGAUAGCUCCGUUAAAAAAGUUGUCCCUCCCUAGGUUGGAAUUGAUGGGGGCUGUAAUUGCAGCUAGGUUAGGAAAAUAUUUAUUGAAAAUGUUUCAGGAUUUGGUAGGUAGGUUAGUUCUGUGGACGGACUCCGAAAUUUGCUUGUGGUGGAUAAAGGGGUCAGCGCGUGAGUGGAAACAGUUCGUGUCGAAUAGAGUUGCAGAAAUACAAGACUGUACCUCGCCUGAUAAGUGGAAAUAUUGUCCAGGGUCGGAAAACCCAGCAGAUAAAUUAACUCGUGGUGAAACAGCAAAUGCAUUGGUGAAAGAUAAUAACUGGUGGCAUGGUCCAUCAUGGUUGAAAGAUUCUGAAGAUCAAUGGCCUGAGCAGAAGUUUAAAGUAGAAACUGAUACUCAAAAUUUGGAACGUUUAAGCACUUAUGUUCAGGUGACUAUUCCAGAAGAAGAAAAUGCGUUAGACAUUACCAAAUUCAGCAGUCUCGAAAAAUUGUUGAGAGUUACAGCUUGGGUAAAGCGGUUUGUCGCCAAGCUAAGAAAACGUGUCUGUGAAGAAGGUCCUCUUACUGUAUUGGAGAUCCAAGAAGCUGAGGAGUACUGGAUAAAACAAGUACAGAGAGCGAAUUACUUUUCGGAUAUUCAACAACUAGAGAGGAAUAAUCUAAUAACACCAGAUUCUAAGCUUUACAGUUUAGCACCAUAUCUGGACAGUAGAGGUAUUUUGCGUGUCAGAGAUCGUUUGGAACAAGCAGAAUUAAUAGAUGACGAAAAACAUCCCAUUAUUCUGCCCAAAACGAAGUUCACCGAACUAGUGAUAUUUAGUGAACACAUAAAAGUAUUCCAUUCAGGAGUCAUGGCAACAUUGUCCAAGGUCAGGAAUAAAUUUUGGAUACCUAAAGGAAGACAAGUAGUAAAGAAAGUUAUUAACACUUGCCUGGUAUGUAAAAAGUUCGCAGUGAAGCCCGCCAAACAGUUAACGGCAAGAAGAGGGAGCUGCAAAGUGAUUUAUUCAGAUAAUGCCAAGAAUUUCCGCAGCACAUGUGAAAUAAUUAAAGGAUUUAAAAGAAUCAAAGCAGAUCCAAGUGUGAGUGAUUUCUUGACAUCCAAAGAGAUAACAUGGAAAUUUAUACCUGAGCGUUCCCCAUGGUGGGGAGGGUUCUGGGAGCGUUUGAUGAGAAGCAUCAAGGAACCUCUGAAGAAAAUCUUAGGGAGAGCAUUACUGACUUUCGAAGAGCUCUCUACAAUAUUAACUGAACUCGAGUGUGUGCUAAAUAAUAGACCUCUAACAUAUGAGAGCAACGAGCUGGGUGAACCUCGCCCGCUCACACCUUCACAGUUUUUAUUGCCAGGACGUGGUACAUUUAACUUUCCCGAGCAUUUCUUGGAAAUUUUUAACAAGGUAUCCGACAAAGAGACUUUAACCAGAAGGAAGCUUUACCAAUCUAAGCUCUUAAAAUUAACAUGGAUCAAGUGGAAAGAGCAAUAUUUACUCCAUCUUAGAAAUGCGCAUAACUUUGCUAAUCCUAAAACUGAGCGGGACAUUAAGACUGGAGACAUUGUGUUGGUAGAAGGACCAAAACAAUCCAAACUACUUUGGGACAUGGGUGUAAUUGAAAACGUGAUUAUAGGAAGAGAUGGACAUGUUCGAGCGUGCCUUGUUCGCACGCUCAAAGGACAAUUCAGAAGAUCGAUCCAGAUGUUAUACCCUUUCGAGAUUUAA